Molecule: messenger RNA, 585 nt
Organism: Eimeria acervulina
Lineage: Eukaryota; Apicomplexa; Conoidasida; Eucoccidiorida; Eimeriidae
Product: high-affinity cGMP-specific 3',5'-cyclic phosphodiesterase 9A, putative
Exons: 4
Source: RefSeq, a predicted model, not a curated record
AUGCAAGAGAGAAUGCAGCAGAAGGAAGAACGGGCACGAGCAAAGAGCAAGUUGAAGGUUUCUUAUAUGAUGGACACGCAGAAGGACUCUGAAGAUUCUUCAGAGACAUACUCCGACGACGAGUUUGCUGUUGUUGGUGCUGCUGCUGAGCAGCAGCAGCAGCAGCAGCAGCAACAGCAGCAACAACAGCAGCAGCAGCAGCCGCUGCUGCUGCAGCAGCAGCAGCAGGAGCGCGCCAGGAGCCCUUCUAUUAAAGGCCCCCACCGUAACCGCAGCACUUUAAGCACAACAUCAGCAGCUCCCGAUACACCCAAAGGAAGGGGUUCUAGGCUUACGCAAGCCUUCAAUCAAAACCCUAUGAAGUUAGAAGUUAACACCAAUGAUGAAGAUAUUGAAAGCGAGAGCGAGUGCGAGAGCGUUUCAGUGGAAUUAAAUGAAAUAGACGAUGAAUAUAUGAAUGAGGCCUUUGCGUUUCGCGAGACGAUCCCUGAAAGCCUUCGUGAAGAUGUUAAUGCGGUUGUAGAUAUCAUCAACGAAACAGGUUUAUGCAAACCCAUUCACGAGCUCGUUGCCGCUCUCCUAGAG